GGGCCUAUCUGCCUUCUACAGACAUUUGAUAAAAUCAGGAACUUCGCAUACAACUCGGGAAGAAGUUCACCUCCGAACCUAUUAGGGCAAACUAUGAAAACUUGGUAGGGUCCUCCUGUCCCGAGAUCCACCACUGCUAAGGGACUUCACGGAGUCCGAGGGUCUCACUUUUUUCUUGUUUUUUUUUUUUCUUUUCUCAUUAGUUUUCCUUUUUUUUCCAUCAUUUUUUAAAUAUGAUUUUUUGCAAGUCAGUUAUUCUGGAUGUUUGAAAACUGAAUUAAGAAAAAUUCACUCAGAAGUUGGCUGAAUGUUGCAAGCUUGCAAGAUGGAAGGAUUUCCCCUUAUUCCCCCUCCCUCUGAAGAUAUGGUACCCUAUGAGUCAGACCUCUACCGACAGCCCCAUGACUAUUACCAGUAUCUCAACAGUGAUGGAGAGAGUCAUGGUGAUCAUUAUUGGGAAUAUCAUCCACACCACAUGCACAGUGAAUUUGAGACCUUUGGAGACAACCAUUUCACAGAGCUGCAGAGUGUGCAGCCUCCCCAGCUGCAGCAGCUCUACAGGCACAUGGAGAUCGAGCAAAUGCACGUCCUGGAUUCUGCAAUCCCAACCACACACAUCGGACUCAACCAUCAGGUGUCCUAUUUGCCCCGGAUGUACUUCUCUCCACCUCAGCCCAGCUCUGAUGAGGAGGACAUAGAGAGGCAGAGCCCCCCCUUGGAGGUUUCAGAUGGGGAGAAUGAUGGUGUGGAGCCUGGGCCUGGAAUUAUGCAUGGAGAAACAGGCAGCAAGAAAAAGAUACGUCUGUAUCAGUUCCUUCUGGACCUUCUUCGCAGUGGGGACAUGAAGGACAGCAUUUGGUGGGUGGACAAGGAGAAAGGUACUUUCCAGUUCUCCUCCAAACACAAAGAAGCUUUGGCGCAUCGCUGGGGCAUCCAGAAAGGCAACCGCAAGAAAAUGACCUACCAGAAGAUGGCACGGGCUUUGAGAAACUAUGGCAAGACAGGGGAGGUCAAGAAAGUUAAGAAGAAGCUGACCUACCAGUUUAGUGGAGAGGUGAUGGGAAGGGGGGCCGCUGAUAGGAAGCAUUAUCCUCACUGAGGCCAUGGGACCCUAAGCAAGAAAAAUAUUGAGAGCUCCUGGCUGGAUUCCAGCAGAGGAGAUGGACACAUCUUUCUCUUUGCUUCCUGUGCCCCCUUCUCUGCCUUUAAACAGCCUUUAUCAUCAGAUGUUUCUGGUACGAAUCCCCUUCUUCAGCAUCUGAGAAUCCCAAUCAUGACAGAAUUCUUUGCUUCCAUCCUCCAAGCUGGACAGAGUUGGGAAAUUUAAACAAUGUACAAAUAUAUUGUCAGGAAAGAUAUUUUUUUCUUAAUUUUUUCUCUUUUUUUUUUUUUUUUUUUUUUUUUGUUGUUGUUUUGAUUGUAUUGUAACUAAAGAAUACAGCCAAUGAAGUUUUGCCUCCAGAGGUGGUGCUGUGUCACCCACAGUGACACCGCGUUAGCUUCCAGCUUUUAAACUAGCAUUAAUACAGGCUCUGCCGCAGCUCUCAGAGCUAGAGAGAAGUUUGCAGAUCUUGGAAUGAGACUCGUUCUUUUAAAUAGUAAUAACAUGUACAUAUUUAAUAAAAUUAGGUAUAAUGAA
Melospiza melodia melodia is the source of this 1639-nucleotide messenger RNA. It is a transcript of the gene SPI1, whose product is annotated as Spi-1 proto-oncogene. Gene Ontology annotation, cellular component: nucleus. Gene Ontology annotation, molecular function: DNA-binding transcription factor activity, RNA polymerase II-specific; sequence-specific DNA binding. The record is from RefSeq and is a predicted model, not a curated record. The coding region runs from base 308 to 1099 and encodes 263 amino acids. Lineage: Eukaryota; Metazoa; Chordata; Aves; Passeriformes; Passerellidae. Gene Ontology annotation, biological process: cell differentiation; regulation of transcription by RNA polymerase II. The transcript has 5 exons.